Molecule: messenger RNA, 397 nt
Organism: Neocloeon triangulifer
Lineage: Eukaryota; Metazoa; Arthropoda; Insecta; Ephemeroptera; Baetidae
Product: perlucin-like
Exons: 2
Source: RefSeq, a predicted model, not a curated record
AUGAAACUUUUAAGUAUCGACUUCAACCUUGAAUACAACAACCUGAUUCUUGCCUUCAAUAAUCCCAUUCAGGUCAACGGAACGACAAAACUGGCUUCACCAGGGCUUUACUGGACUUCAGGCUCGGAUUUGAGUUGCGAGGGCAAUUUUGGGUGGUGCGCGGUCAACAAAUUGGUGCAACAAAAGGGGACGCUGUGGGCACCAGGAGAGCCAAACAACGCAGGGAAAUCGGAACAUUGCCUUGCAGUUAAUCUGAACAAAACUUCUGCCUUGCUUUUGGACUUAGAUUGCACACAGAGGAUGAAUUAUAUUUGCGAAGCCAGAAACGUAAAUUUGAACACCACAAACGGAGAGGCAAUUGUCGAAGAAUGCCGAGCACUCUACAAUAUUACUGAAG